AUGAGCUACGAACAUUUCACGUAUAAAGUUGAAAACAAAGUGGCUCAUGUAGCCAUUAACAGACCAGACAAAGUCAAUUCUUUAAAUGAAACUUCUUGGAAAGAGCUGAAAGCAAUUUUUGAAAGGAUAAGUGAUGAACCUGAAGCAAGAGUUGCUGUGUUUUCUGGAGAAGGUAAACUCUUCUGUGCAGGAAUUGAUCUGCAAAUGUUAAUGUCUGUAAAGAGCGUUGAAGAGAUUGAAUGCGGAGGGCGAAGAAGUGAGAAAAUUCUAAGCUUUAUCAAACAUUUACAAGGAUGCAUUAAUGCUAUUGAAAAUUGUUCUAAACCGGUAAUUGCGGCCAUACAUAAUGGAUGCAUAGGUGGUGGAGUAGAUAUCGUUGCUGCUUGCGAUUUAAGAUACUGUUCUGACGAUGCCUACUUCACCAUAAAAGAAAUAGACAUGGGAAUGGUGGCAGAUCUUGGUACUCUACAACGCCUGCCAAAGUUUGUGAAGCCAGCAAUGGUAGCUGAAAUGGCCUUUACCGGGAGAAAAGUUGCCGCUACCGAAGCAAAAGAAAUAGGUUUGGUAAACAAUCAUUAUGCUGAUAAAGAAGAAAUGAUGACAGUGGUUAAUAAGAUAGCAGGAACAAUUGCUUCAAAAUCCCCUGUUUCUAUCCGUGGAACGAAGGAAAUUCUACGGCACACUAGAGAUCAUUCGGUUGAAGAUGGCUUACAUCAUAUGGCGGUAUGGAACUCUGCCAUGCUUUUAUCUGACGAUUUAACACAGGCAUUUAUGUCCGCUAUGAGCAAGCAAAAGCCGGAGUUCAAGGAUUAA
Molecule: messenger RNA, 813 nt
Organism: Sycon ciliatum
Lineage: Eukaryota; Metazoa; Porifera; Calcarea; Leucosolenida; Sycettidae
Exons: 1
Coding region: 1-813 (270 amino acids)
Molecular function (GO): delta(3,5)-delta(2,4)-dienoyl-CoA isomerase activity
Source: RefSeq, a predicted model, not a curated record